Molecule: messenger RNA, 1793 nt
Organism: Hyla sarda
Lineage: Eukaryota; Metazoa; Chordata; Amphibia; Anura; Hylidae
Gene: CALB1
Product: calbindin 1
Exons: 11
Coding region: 93-875 (260 amino acids)
Biological process (GO): regulation of long-term synaptic potentiation; regulation of presynaptic cytosolic calcium ion concentration
Cellular component (GO): terminal bouton; cytosol; dendritic spine
Molecular function (GO): calcium ion binding
Source: RefSeq, a predicted model, not a curated record
AAGUCACUCAGACUCUACUUUCAGCACCAAGGACAGCAGCAUCCUCCUCCUCCUCCUCCUCUUCUUCAUCCUCAGCAGCAGCACAUUGCACCAUGGCAGAGACUCACCUCCAAGGAGUGGAAAUCUCAGCCACACAGUUCCUGGAAAUCUGGCGUCAUUAUGAUACAGAUGGCAAUGGGUUCAUUGAAGGGAAAGAGCUGCAGAACUUUAUUCAGGAGCUCCAGCAAGCCAGGAAGAAAGCAGGACUGGAAUUAUCAGACAAAAUGAAAGCUUUUGUGGAGGAAUAUGGGCACAACAGUGAAGGGAAAAUCGGAAUAGUAGAGCUCGCCCAGAUCUUGCCGACCGAGGAGAAUUUCUUGUUGUUCUUCAGGCAGCAGCUGAAGUCGAGCGAGGAGUUCAUGCAGACAUGGCGGAGGUAUGACACUGAUCACAGUGGCUAUAUAGAAACAGAGGAACUGAAGAAUUUUCUUAAAGACUUGUUAAAGAAGGCAAACAAACCUUAUGAAGAAUCAAAGCUGGAGGAGUAUACACAGACUAUGCUUAGAAUGUUUGAUUCAAACAAUGACGGGAAGCUGGGGCUCACAGAGAUGGCGAGAUUGCUGCCAGUCCAAGAAAACUUUCUUCUAAAAUUUCAGGGUGUUAAGAUGUGUGGCAAAGAAUUUAACAAAGCCUUUGAAUUAUAUGACAAGGAUGGCAGUGGCUAUAUAGAUGAAAAUGAAUUGGAUGCCUUACUGAAAGAUCUCUGCGAGAAGGAUAAAAAGGAACUAGACAUUAACAGCAUUUCAACCUACAAGAAAAGCAUCAUGGCCUUAUCAGACGGAGGGAAGCUGUACAGAACGGAGCUGGCUCUAGUCCUUUGUGCCGAUGAAAACUAGUAACCUGUCUUCAGCUAUAACCGUGUCCCACCGGCACUAGGAGAAAUAGGCUCUAACGUCCAACUUCUUUUAUAUCUGUAAAUCUAACUGCGUAUAGAGAAUUAGCCAGAAUGUGCUGCAAAUUAUUCUUUUUAUUUGUUUUCCUUUUUAAUUUGUUUCUAUACUGUUUGUAAUGUACAGUUUUUGUAACUACAGGGGAGAAACAUAAGAAUGUCUUUGUAAGAGACAGAAUGUAUGUGAAGAGAACUAGUGGGGGGGGCUAUGUACUGAAUAGGGGGUUUCUUCUAUUAUUCAUAUGCAGAGCGCCCCAGAAAUUCCUGUAAGGCUAUGUUCACAUGGCAGGAGUUUGGCAGAAUCUCCGCCCGGAACAUUCCGGCGCUAGUGUCACUCUGAAAUGCACCAUCUCCAUAUAUGGAAAUGCAUUUCCGAAAAAAAAAAAAAUAAAUGACCUGUUAUGAGGCCGGAAUCAGAAUUUCCACACCAGAUGUUUCUGGUGUGGAAAUUCUGAUUCCGGCCUCACAACAUGUUUUCAAGUGGAUUUUUUUCCUCCGGAUCCCACUUACAAAUUUCAGUUGUGUGAACAUGGCCUUAGGGUACGUUCACACUACAGAGGCAGAAUUUGUUCAGAAAUUCUGGUGCAGCAGUCUCCCAUUGUUUCCAAUGGGAUUCUGCUGCACCGUUCACACUGCGGAAUUCCACUGCAGAAAUUCUGGACCCGCCAAAAGAAUUGAGAUUGCAUUGCUGUCAAUGUUGACAACACGGGGGGGGGGGAUUUAUCAAAACCUGUCCGGAGGAAAAGUUGCUGAGUUGCCCAUAGCAACCAAUCAGAUCGCUUCUUUCAUUUUUAACAAGGCCUUUGAAAAAUGAAAGAAACCAUCUGAUUGGUUGCUAUGGGCAACGUGGUGGAGAUUUAUCAAA